AUGGAUGUAUAUAGAAGGGGACACCUUCUUUAUAAAUCCAUCAAAACGGGGUCUCGGAGCCGAAAAGCGAGGCCAAAUCGGAUCGUCCGGGUCAUCCGGGUGGAGAACCGGAUCGUCCGGGUCAUCCGGGUGGGGAACCGGAUCGACCGGACCAUCCGGAUGGGAAACCGGGUCAUCCGGGUCGGGAACCGGACCAACCGGAUCAUCCGGGUGGGGAACCGGGUCGACCGGACCAUCCGCACGCGGAACCGGAUCAUCCGGGUCAUCCGGGUCGGGAACCGGAUCGACCGGACCAUCCGGAUGGGGAACCGGAUCAUCCGGAUCAUCCGGGUCGGGAACCGGAUCGACAGGACCAUCCGGGUGGAGAACCGGACUCAACCGUACCAUCCCCGUGGGGGACCGGACCCAACCGGACCAUCCGGGUGGGGUGCCGGGUCGGGAACCGGACCGACCGGACCAUCCGGGUGGGGAGCCGGAUCAACCGGGUCAUCCGGGUGGGGAACCGGAUCAACCGGGUCAUCCGGGUGGGGAACCGGAUCGACCGGGUGGGAAACCGGACCAACCGGACCGACCGGACCAUCCGGGUGGGGAACCGGACCCGGCCGGACCAUCCGGGUGGGGUACCGGGUCAGGAACCGGACUGGGAACCGGAUCAUCCGGGUCAUCCGGAUGGGGAACCGGAUCAUCCGGGUCAUCCGGGUGGAGAACCGGAUCAACCGGACCAUCCGGUUGGGGUACCGGGUGGGGAACCGGACCAACCGGACAGGGAACCGGACGGGAAGCCGGAUCAUCCGGGUCAUCCGUAUGGGGAAUUGGAUCGACCGGGUGAUCCGGGUGGGGAACCGGAUCAGCCGGGCAAGCCCGAUGGGGAACCGGGUGGGGAAACGGACCAGCCGGGUAGGGUACCGGGCGGGGAACCGGACCAUCCGGGUCAUCCGGGUGGGGAUCCGGAUCGACCGGGUCAUCCGGGUGGGGAACCGGACCAACCGGACCAUCCGGGUGGGGAACCGGGUCGGGAACCGGAUCAACCCGACCAUCCGGUUGGGGAGCCGGACCAAUCGGACCGUCCGGGUGGGGAGCCGAAUCGACCGGGUGGGAAAUCGGACCAACCGGGUGGGGAACCGGACCAACCGGACCAUCCGGGUGGGGAACCGGGUCGGGAACCGGAUCAACCCGACCAUCCGGUUGGGGAACCGGACCAAUCGGACCGUCCGGGUGGGGAGCCGAAUCGACCGGGUGGGAAAUCGGACCAACCGGGUGGGGAACCGGACCAACCGGACCAUCCGGGUGGGGAACCGGGUCGGGAACCGGAUCAACCCGACCAUCCGGUUGGGGAACCGGACCAAUCGGACCGUCCGGGUGGGGAGCCGAAUCGACCGGGUGGGAAAUCGGACCAACCGGGUGGGGAACCGGACCAACCGGACCAUCCGGGUGGGGAACCGGGUCGGGAACCGGAUCAACCCGACCAUCCGGUUGGGGAACCGGACCAAUCGGACCGUCCGGGUGGGGAGCCGAAUCGACCGGGUGGGAAAUCGGACCAACCGGGUGGGGAACCGGACCAACCGGACCAUCCGGGUGGGGAACCGGGUCGGGAACCGGAUCAACCCGACCAUCCGGUUGGGGAACCGGACCAAUCGGACCGUCCGGGUGGGGAGCCGAAUCGACCGGGUGGGAAAUCGGACCAACCGGGUGGGGAACCCGGUGCGGUUCCGGGUCGGGAGCCGGGUCAACCGGACCAUCCGGACGGGGAACCGGAUGAUCCGGGUGGUCCGGGUGGGGAAGCGGACCAACCGGACCAACCGGGUGCGGUACCGGGUGGGAAACCGGACCAAACGGGUAGUGAUCCGGACGGGGAACCGGAUCACCCGGGUCGGGAACCGGAUCGACCGGGUCUGGGGUGGGGAACCGGACCAUCCGGGUGGGGAACCGGGUGGGGUACCGGGUCGGGGAACCGGAUCAACCGGACCAUCCGGACGGGGAACCGGAUCAUCCGGGUGGUCCGGGUGGGGUGCCAAAUCGACCGUGCGGGGAGUCGGACCAGCCGGACCAUCCGGGUGGGGUACCGGGUCGGGAACCGGAUCAACCGGACCAUCCGGAUGGGGAACCGGAUCAUCCGGGGAGGGAACCGGAUCGACCGGGUCUAGGGUGGGGAACCGGACCAUCCGGGUCGGUCGGGUCGGAACCCGGAUCCGGAACCGGGUGUUGAACCGUAUCAACCGGAUGGGAGCCGGAUGGACCCAAUCGGACGGACAAGCCGGACCGAAAACGGGUGGGGAACCGGAUCGGAACCGGGUGGAGAGCCGAAUGGGCCGGUUCGGUCGGAUCAACCGGGCCGGAAACGGGUGGGUAACCGGAUCAACCGCCCCAGCCGGGUGA
This is a messenger RNA of Closterium sp. NIES-65, 2376 nucleotides long. Lineage: Eukaryota; Viridiplantae; Streptophyta; Zygnematophyceae; Desmidiales; Closteriaceae. The record is from the annotation of a GenBank genome assembly.